AUGCCAACCACUUCUAAAACUUAUAGCCUUCUUCUUCUCGGUGACGUAAUGAUCGGUCGUCUCAUCGAUGCUCUGCUGCCCACCAGCAUAGCUCGCCAGUCGCCACAUUCUGACCCCGAAUCAGCCGCAUUGACAGUUGACAAGCACAUUCUUCUACGUUACCCCCAACUAAAAUCAUAUGGCUACCUCUCACCGUGGGGGAACAGUACCGAGUUGAUUCGAAAGUCGGAUCUUGUGCUUGCGAAUCUGGAAACAGCCGUAACGAAAAGUGAGAAGAAGUGGCCGAAUAAAGUGUUCAACUACCGCACUCACCCUGGGAAUGUUCAGUGUUUGACGGAGGUGGGAAUGGGUGAUAGGACAAGAAGAGGCUUUGUCAGCUUGGCGAACAACCAUACGCUAGACUGGGCCGUCGAGGGUCUACAAGAAACCGUCAUGACGUUGGCCGAUAAUGGCAUAGAGUUUGCAGGGGCCGGAAGGACAGAGGAAGAGGCUCACAGACCCGCCACACUGCAACUCGGAGGCGCUGACGGCUGGCAUGUUAAGUGCUGGAGUUUUGCAGACCAUCCGAGCGAGUGGGAGCUCGUGAAUGCCUUCAACUACAUCGAGUACACGGGAAAAGGGAGGGACAUUAUAAAAGGACAGCUCCUGGCGAAAGGUCCCGGCGGAGGAGAGGGAAGGCUCGGCUUGAAAGUUGUGUCGAUGCACUGGGGUCCAAACUAUCGCUGGCAUCCCGCAAAGGAAAUUGUUGACCUGGCGCAUUGGAUGAUUGAUGAGUGUGGUGUGGACAUAAUUCAUGGGCACAGCAGCCACCAUUUUCAGGGCGUCGAGAUAUACAAAGGGAAGCUGGUGGUCUAUGGCUGUGGAGACUUCGUCGACGAUUAUGCGAUUGAGCCUAAUUUCAGAAAUGAUUUGAGUGCGAUAUGGAAGGUUUCCGUCGAGGAGAGAACAGAAAAGACCAAAGGUGAAAGCGAGCUUGAGGUAAAGAGGCUGGAGGUCUAUCCCAAUAGAAUCGAACGGUUCCAGGCACGCUUAUUGAAGAGAGACGAUCCAGAUCAUGAAUGGGUGGAGCAGACAUUCAGAAGGCUGUGUGACCAGUUUGGAACUCAAGUCGAGAAAGACCUGGGGGAUGAAGGGCAGAUCGUUGUGCAGGUCAGGACCUAA
Molecule: messenger RNA, 1161 nt
Organism: Fonsecaea erecta
Lineage: Eukaryota; Fungi; Ascomycota; Eurotiomycetes; Chaetothyriales; Herpotrichiellaceae
Exons: 1
Coding region: 1-1161 (386 amino acids)
Source: RefSeq, a predicted model, not a curated record